Messenger RNA from Knipowitschia caucasica, 1923 nucleotides. Lineage: Eukaryota; Metazoa; Chordata; Actinopteri; Gobiiformes; Gobiidae. The record is from the annotation of a GenBank genome assembly.
AUGGAGAGCGUGACCGUCUCGUCCGAGGCCUCGCUGCAGGUGGUGAGGACACACUUUGAUCAGAUCAAAGGCAGUCAGUGGGUGCUGUUGGCCAAUGGCAUGUGUGACUUAGAGACCAGGCGUAUACUAACCUCCAUGUUCAUCACACUGGUGCAAACACUGUCUGCCAAUGUCUUAGGCCUGAUCAUUCCACAGCAGGAGGUGAACCAUAGGUUCCUCAGUGAAGAGGAGUCCACCCGGGCCCAUAGGUCCAUCACCACUGUGCUCCAGAACACCAUAGGACAAGUGUUCUCACAGGCUCUGAAUCUGCCCACGGACGCCUUAGACAAACACAGCGAUUCCCACGAGCUCACUGCCCUGAUCGAGCAGGAGGUGUCUGCAAAGGUGAACCGAGUCCUGUCUGAGAAGAAAGAGGACGGCUCCAUCAGCGUGGACUCCCUCAUCAGCAGCGAGACUGUGGCCCGUAGCAUGAUUGACAAGGGAAACUCCUGCCUUCAAAAAUGUCUGCGCUUCUUGUUCUGCUCUUGUGGCCGCCGCGCUUCCACAAAGCAGUCGGCCUCUUCAGAAAGUGGGCCGUGCCGCUGUAGCUUUCUCAGGUUCGCUAAGAAGAAUUUCAAAAGCAUGCAGAGCAAUCUGGAGACAAAACUCCUGUCUGAAGAGUUGGAGCCUGGAAGAAGAGUUUCUUCAAGAGGCUCUGGCAGCAGUGGGAGUUACCCAGACCUGGCCAUAUCCCCUGGAGCUACUUUGAGGACCCCAGAGGUCAGUUUUGAGCAAUUCCAACCAGAGGUGGAGGAAUUGUUCCAACAGCUAAAUCUGUCGACAAGUCCUGACAUAGAAACGAGCCAAGAGAGGCUCACACAGGCCCUGAAGAGUGAGCAGACCACUGCGUUUGCUCAGAGACUCACUGACAUGAUGUACUGUCACUUUCAGAUCAUGGACAGUGCGGCUCUCGCUGCAUCACCAAACCCUGAGAUCAGGAGGAAGCUCCGGAACCAGGAUCAGGAGCUGGUGUAUGCCAUGGUGAGAAACGAGGUGUUCACGUACCUCCACAGUUUCACACACUACAUCAAGCACGACCCACUGGACGACUUUUACCAGCAGGACUUGUUUGAAUUGUGCAUGGAGAGGCCGCCUUUGUCGCCCAAUUCUCAAGAGGCCCUGACAUACAACGUAUCCAUCCCUUUCCAAGGGUCAGUCCCCGUCCAGGUCCAGGUGGAUUCUCUGUCUUUGAACAGCCACAAACAUGACCUGUUUGAGAGGUCCAUGGUGCAUCCCAGAGCGUGUGUACCAUCACAGAUCUCCAGAGACGUACCAGCGAUCGUCCUGCGAACCCCAGAGGUCCGUACCAACAGUGUUUCAGCAGUCUCUGAACACUCUUUCAGGAGUCAGAAGUACGACCUGUUUGAGAGGUCCAUGGCGCCUCCCAAAGUGCAGAUGCCAUCCUUCAUCUCUAAAGACGUCCCGGCGAUUGUCCUGAAGACCCCAGAGAACAUGCAGAGACUCAGUCACAGGUCAGACUUUUCUGAGGGCCAGUCCAUGACUCUAGGCCUGAUCGAGUCUUUGAUGAUCGAAAUGUUCAGGGGAAAAGCUGCUUUACGUCCGUGGGACAAAAAGUAUGAAAGAAUCCGCGACAGUUUGACCCAAAAGGCCUGGGAGGAAAUCCAACUGUCGGAACACCAGGUCAAGAAAACAGAAAAGAGAAUGAAUAAGAUCAUUCAGGCGGUUAUCAAGGACCUCAAGACACAUUAUGGCACGGCAGAGAAUAUGGUAGAAAGAGCUUUGGACAAAAAAGACCCAACUUUUGACAAGACGGUUCUGAAGUCUCUACAGUAUCACCUGGAGCACAACCUGCGCAAGAAGAGGUCUUUGCUGAGCCGUGUGUUCAGAGGCCUAAUCUGGUGGUGCGCCACCAUCGAGGACUAA